Messenger RNA from Cuscuta europaea, 1800 nucleotides. NCBI's taxonomy places the organism in Eukaryota, Viridiplantae, Streptophyta, Magnoliopsida, Solanales, Convolvulaceae. The record is from the annotation of a GenBank genome assembly.
GAAAGUUAGAAAUCUCAAUUCCCAAUAUAGAGUGAAGUCUGGAGCAGUUACGCUCACUAGGGAAUGCAGAGAGAUGAGAGGUUUGCCGCUUUCUAAACCCAAAGUUGGCGGCAGAGCCCACAAACCACCGCACUCCGGCGGCCGAACUUGUCACCGGAAACACGUCGAGGACGGGUGAUCCGUCCCCUCUCAUACCUUUUCGUAAUCCUAAACUAUAUUGUUCAUAAACUUAAAAGUUAUUCAAAUAGUAUUUCUCAUAGUUUGAAUAUUCUGAGAUUAGAAAUAGGAAUAUCUGAGAUUCAAUAAUGGCUGCGGCGGAGGAGAAAUGCGGCGCUCUGAACGGGAAAUACGAGCUCGGGAGGCUAUUGGGACACGGUACGUUCGCUAAGGUUUACCACGCCAGAAACCUUCUGACGGGGAAGAGCGUUGCGAUGAAGGUAGUCGGGAAGGAGAAAGUGAUUAAGGUGGGAAUGAUGGAGCAGAUAAAGCGCGAGAUAUCAGUGAUGAAGAUGGUGAAUCACCCAAACAUUGUGGUUCUCCAUGAGGUGAUGGCGAGCAAAACGAAGAUCUACUUCGCCAUGGAGCUUGUCCGCGGCGGCGAACUCUUCGCCGCCAUCUCCAAAGGCCGGAUGCGUGAGGACGUGGCGAGGAAUUACUUCCAGCAGUUGAUCUCCGCCAUAGAUUUUUGCCACAGCCGCGGUGUCUACCACCGGGACCUGAAGCCGGAAAAUCUUCUCCUCGAUGAAGAUGGGCACCUGAAGGUGACAGAUUUUGGUCUAAGCGCGUUCUCCGACCACCUCCGGCAAGACGGAAUGCUCCACACCACCUGCGGCACGCCGGCGUACGUUGCGCCGGAGGUUAUUGCGAAGAAGGGAUACGACGGGGCGAAGGUGGACAUAUGGUCAUGCGGGGUGAUUCUCUACGUCCUCCUCGCCGGAUUCCUCCCGUUCCAAGACGACAACAUUGUCGCCAUGUACAAGAAGAUCUACAGGGGAGAUUUCAAAUGCCCGCCGUGGUUCUCGCCGGAAUCCAGAAAGCUGGUGACCAAGAUGCUUGACCCGAACCCGGAAUCGAGAAUCAGCAUCGCCAAAAUCAUGGCCUCCCCUUGGUUCAAGAAAUCAAUCCCCAGAGCAAUGAAGAACAACAACGAAGACGAAGAUUCAUCAGCCAAAGAAGUGGAGACAUUAAACGCCUUCCAUAUCAUAUCUCUCUCUCAAGGGUUCGAUUUAAGCCCUCUCUUCCAGGAGAAGAAAAUGGGUAGAGAGGAGAUGAGAUUCGCCACAACAGAAUCUGCCAGCAGUGUGAUUUCAAAGCUUGAAGCAGUGGCGAAAACCAGUAACUUCAGCGUGAAGAAGAGCGACUCGAACGUGAGGUUGCAGGGGCAUGAGAGUGGGAGGAAGGGGAAAUUGGGAAUUUCAGCCGAUAUCUUCGCCAUGACGCCGUCGUUCCUGGUGGUGGAGGUGAAGAAGUCGAGCGGCGACACACUGGAAUAUAACCAGUUUUGGAGCAAAGAACUGAAGCCCGCCCUAAAGGACAUUGUUUGGACAUCUCCUGAUGAACAAAACUCAACCCCUUCUUGAAUAAAAAUUAGUGAAAAAAUCAGCUUUAAUCGCGUUUACUUCUUGAAUUAUCAUUGUUGUUAUUCUUAUUGUGUUGUGUUAAGUUUGUAAUUAGAAUCUCCUAAUUGGGUUGUCAAAUAAUGAAAACUUGUCUUGUAUCCACUUGAUUAGUAUUAAAUUUCGUCGGGAUGUUUCCAUCAAAUCAUUAUGGGUUUGAUUAAAAAGCAAUAGUUGGUUAUCC